Candida tropicalis MYA-3404 is the source of this 1443-nucleotide messenger RNA. RefSeq names its product glycoside hydrolase family 5 protein. The coding region runs from base 1 to 1443 and encodes 480 amino acids. The transcript has a single exon. The record is from RefSeq and is a predicted model, not a curated record. Gene Ontology annotation, biological process: glucan catabolic process. NCBI's taxonomy places the organism in Eukaryota, Fungi, Ascomycota, Pichiomycetes, Serinales, Debaryomycetaceae. Gene Ontology annotation, molecular function: beta-glucosidase activity. Gene Ontology annotation, cellular component: cell surface; extracellular region.
AUGUCCUCCGGAUUCUUAACUACUAAAGGUACAAAAAUUGUCGACGCUGAAGGUAACCCAAUUGUUUUAAAGGGUACUGCUUGUGGUGGUUCUUUGAACAUGGAAAAUUUUAUUACUGGUUAUCCAGGUCAUUUCACUGAACAUAAAAAUGUUAUUGCUAAAAAAAUCGGUACUGAAAAGUGUGAAUUUUUCUUUGACAAGUUUUACGAAUACUUUUGGACCGAAAAGGAUGCUGACUUUUAUGCCAAUGAAUUAGGAUUCAAUGCUUUGAGAAUUCCAUUUAACUACCGUCACUUUAUUGACGAUCAAGGUGAUUUCUUCAAAAUCAACCCAAAAGGUUUUGAAAGAUUAGACAGAGUCGUUGACAUUUGUGCCAAGUAUGGUAUCUAUACCAUUUUAGAUUUGCAUGCUGUUCCAGGUGGUCAAAACCAAGAUUGGCACGCCGAUUCUGGUAUCCACAAGUCUAUUUUCUGGGACUUUAAGAUUUUCCAAGAUUGUAUGAUCAAUUUGUGGGUUGAAAUUGCCAAACAUUACAAGGACAACACUUGGGUUGCCGGUUACAACCCAUUGAACGAACCAGCUUCUCCAGAUCACUCCAAAUUGGUUGAAUUCUACAAACGUGUUGAUAAAGAAGUUAGAAAAGUUGAUCCAAACCAUAUCUGGUUCCUUGAUGGUAACACCUACUCUAUGGAUUUCAGACAAUUCCCACCAGCAGAUUUCAUCCCAAAUUCUGUUUAUGCUAUCCACGAUUAUUCUGUCUUUGGCUUUCCAUCAUUGGACGGUUACCUUUACCAAGGUACUGAUGCAGAAAAAGCCAAGUUGAAGCAACAAUACGAAAGAAAGCUUGAAUACAUGAAAAAAUACAAUGUCCCAGUCUGGAACGGUGAAUUUGGUCCAGUUUAUGCUUCUAAAGAAAGAGGAGACGAGGAUCCAGAUUCCAUCAACAGACAUAGAUACAAUGUUUUGAAAGAUCAAUUGGAAAUCUACAAAAAAGGUGAUCCAUCAGGCGAUGGUUCUCCAAUUUCUUGGUCUAUUUGGUUGUAUAAAGAUAUUGGCUACCAAGGUUUAACUUAUGUUUCUCCAGAAUCUAAAUGGUAUCAAGUGUUUGGCAAAUGGUUGUUGAAAAAGAAAAAAUUGGGUUUGGACAGAUGGGGUAACGAUAUCGAUCCAAAAUAUGCCAAGAUCUAUCAUAACUUGAUUGAUCAUAUCAAAGAAAACACUCCUGAAAAAUACCAUAAGGCUUUGUAUCCACACAAUUGGACUGUUGAAGAUUAUGUUUACAGAGUUGCUAAAGAUAUGUUAUUCUCACAAAUUGCUCAACACGAAUAUGCUGACUUGUUUGUUGGAUUAUCAUUUGAAGAAUUAGACGAAUUGGCUGCUUCAUUCAAAUUUGAAAACAUCUGCAAAAGAGACGAAUUAAACGCCAUCUUGAAAGAUUACUGA